GAAUGCGAUAGCAGGCCAACUACAACUCCACUACAUCGCUCUCCCGCCCCCGCGCAUCCCGCACCUCGCGCGCGCUCUACCUAUCCACGCACGCACGCACGAACACACCAGCACAGCCAUGGACGGCGCCGGCAACGGCCGCAAGAAGCUCAAGCACCGCCUGGCGGCCAUCCUCUCCGUCUUCUCCCGCCGCUCGGGCGGCAGGAAGCGCCGCGACGAUGCGGCCGCGCCGCCGCCGCUGGCAUUGCCCUCCUACGCACGCGUAGGAGCGGGAGGCAACGGCAAGAAGGUCGGCGGGCAGCACGACCGCCGCCUCUCCGUCUCGGCGCGGCGCGCCGUCCCGCUGAUCCGCAUCACCAUCGACUGCGCCGGCCGCCGCUCCGUCGACGCCGCCGACCCGUCCCUCCUCGCGCCGCUCGACGCCAAGAACAUGGAGACCAGCGAGUGGGAGGGCCGCCAGUGCCCGCCCUCCUCCCCCUUCCCCGUCGCGCCCCUGCCACCGCUGCCAAAGUGGACCAAGGACCGGGCCGGCACCACCACCCGCCGCCUCUCCACGCACUCCUCCCGCAGCAGGCUCCUGAUGAGCAGCUCCUCAUCCGACGACGAGUACGACGAGCAAUCCUCGCGGAACCUCUUCUCCUCCCGGAGCUUCUCCUCCGACUCCUCCGACUUCUACAACUGCCCGCGCAACAAGACCACCACCAGAGCGCGCGCCUCCGUGUCCGGCCCGCCGUGCCGCGCGCCUGCCUCCAGCGCGCGCCGUGGAGCGUCGCAGAGCUGCCGCUACAGCUUCGAGCUGCCCCGCGGGUCCACGGCGUCCGACGGCGGGUUCGCGGUCGUCAAGCGCUCCGCGGACCCGUACGAGGACUUCCGCAGGUCCAUGGAGGAGAUGAUCGCCGGGUGGCCCGAGGGCGGACACGGCAUCCAGGGCGAGGAGCAGGACGCGGAGGGGCUCCUGGAGACGUACCUCGUGCUCAACUCGCCGCGGCACUACCCGGCCAUCCUCGCCGCCUUCGCCGACGUGCGGGAGACGCUCUGCCCGUGAACUCUAUUCAAUCGGCUGUGAUGUUGAUAGAAUUAACACUUUCGAUCGAGCGAGACUGAUGGCGCAAUAUCGAGUGGGACAUUGUCCGACUUACGUGCAUUGUCUCUGUCAUCGCUGAAUCCCGGCCAAGGUCGCUAACUUGUGCUUAAUUUGGAGUUCCGCGCUCCGUAGUAGUAUCUGUCAGUGGUAUUGGUAGUGUACUGUACUACCUUAGUUUCUGGUUGUUAACUUUUAGGAUUUCUACGAUUUUACCUGUGUUUCGUGUAAAUAUGUGAUUGUAUAUUUAUGAAUUAGCAAUGCCUAACACUUAUCUUUCGUGUUAAUAAGAAAAAAAGUAAUACUCUAUGAACAGUCAA
Messenger RNA from Lolium perenne, 1401 nucleotides. RefSeq lists its product as uncharacterized. Lineage: Eukaryota; Viridiplantae; Streptophyta; Magnoliopsida; Poales; Poaceae. Gene Ontology annotation, biological process: negative regulation of DNA-templated transcription. The record is from RefSeq and is a predicted model, not a curated record.